Molecule: messenger RNA, 5016 nt
Organism: Pezoporus flaviventris
Lineage: Eukaryota; Metazoa; Chordata; Aves; Psittaciformes; Psittacidae
Gene: PRKCA
Product: protein kinase C alpha
Exons: 18
Coding region: 716-2626 (636 amino acids)
Biological process (GO): protein phosphorylation
Molecular function (GO): diacylglycerol-dependent serine/threonine kinase activity; ATP binding; zinc ion binding
Source: RefSeq, a predicted model, not a curated record
ACUGAAAACAAGAAGAACUGAUUAUCAGGAAGCUUAAUGACCACAGAGAGGAAUCAAGUUGUUCUUUGCAAGAAACAUUACCUUUUUUCAUAAACAGACCUAAGAGUCAGUUGAAAUCCUUCUCUAGUUCUAGCACUUACUGACCUCAAAGGGAAUUUAGAUUCAAAACUGUUAGUAUUGAAGUAUCCAGACAAAAGGCUUGAUACUUUGCUGUUUGAACUAUAUAUUCCAUCUUGUAUAUUAAUUUCUACAAUGAAUUAGUACUGUGGAUAUAUGUAAGGAGUGAACAUUGAUCUGUGAUUGCUAUUGUAUGGUCUUGUAUGGUAUUGUAUGGUUUCUUGGGAGGAAUUCCUAGCUAAUUAUGGCAAUUCAGAUAAAGCUAUUGCAAAGGUCUAAGCACUCUUAAGAGCUAAAGUCACUGAGGUGCAUUAUUUUAGUGCCAGAUAGCCCCAUUUAAUUUCCCUAUGCACUCUGAAUGCUUCUCUCCCAUCCUCUGUACUUACGUUAUUUGCACUCAUUCUGAGUUUUAAAUUGCAUAGUGAAUCUACCAUUUCAAUAUCACACAGCUAAAAGCCAGUGAAUUACAGUUAGCAAAACUGAAUCAAGUCCCAUUGCUAUAUGUGGUGUCAUACUUGAAUUUAUUUAUUCCUUACCUUGCUCAUCUUUUGCAGGAGAAGGAGGCAGUUGAGGCUGUUGAUACUGUUCAGUGCACUCUAUGCUAUGUCUCACCUAUGGCCUUCACAGGGGAUUUGGGAAGCAAGGAUUUCAGUGCCAAGUUUGCUGCUUUGUGGUUCAUAAGAGAUGCCAUGAGUUUGUUACCUUUUCCUGUCCUGGGGCUGACAAGGGACCUGAUACUGAUGAUCCCAGAAGCAAGCACAAAUUUAAGAUCCACACCUAUGGGAGCCCGACCUUCUGUGACCAUUGUGGGUCACUGCUUUAUGGGCUUCUGCACCAAGGGAUGAAAUGUGACACCUGUGAUAUGAACGUUCAUAAGCAAUGUGUAAUAAACGUCCCAAGCCUCUGCGGCAUGGAUCACACAGAGAAACGAGGAAGGAUUUAUCUGAAAGCUGAAGUCAAUGGUGACAAACUGGAAGUAACAGUGCGAGAAGCAAAAAACCUCAUUCCCAUGGAUCCAAAUGGACUUUCAGAUCCUUAUGUUAAACUGAAGCUCAUCCCUGAUCCUAAGAAUGAAAGUAAACAGAAAACGAAAACCAUCCGUUCUACUCUGAAUCCGGACUGGAAUGAAUCAUUCACAUUUAAAUUAAAACCCACAGACAAAGAUCGACGGUUAUCAGUAGAGGUCUGGGACUGGGAUCGAACAACCAGAAAUGAUUUCAUGGGAUCCCUUUCAUUUGGAGUGUCAGAGCUUAUGAAAAUGCCCGCCAGUGGAUGGUACAAGCUGCUGAACCAAGAGGAAGGUGAAUAUUAUAAUGUUCCCAUUCCAGAUGCUGAUGAAGAUGGAAACGCAGAGCUCCGGCAGAAGUUUGAGGACUGUCAUGUAAAUAUCCACUUCUUCAAGAAAGCCAAACUUGGGCCAGCUGGUAACAAAGUCAUUACUCCAACAGAAGACAGGAUCUCAAGUGUGCCAUCCAACAAUCUGGACAGGGUGAAGCUGACAGACUUCAACUUUCUCAUGGUUCUUGGAAAGGGGAGCUUCGGGAAGGUGAUGCUGGCAGACAGGAAGGGGACAGAGGAGCUCUAUGCAAUCAAAAUACUGAAAAAAGAUGUGGUGAUUCAGGAUGAUGAUGUUGAAUGUACAAUGGUUGAAAAGCGAGUCCUGGCGCUGCAAGACAAACCACCGUUCCUCACGCAGCUUCACUCUUGUUUCCAAACAGUUGACCGUCUCUAUUUUGUUAUGGAGUAUGUGAAUGGUGGUGAUCUCAUGUAUCACAUUCAGCAAGUAGGAAAAUUUAAGGAGCCACAAGCAGUGUUCUAUGCAGCUGAGAUCUCAAUCGGGUUAUUCUUUCUCCAUAACAGAGGGAUUAUUUACAGAGAUCUGAAAUUAGAUAAUGUGAUGUUGGAUUCAGAAGGACACAUUAAAAUUGCUGAUUUUGGAAUGUGCAAAGAACAUAUGUUAGAUGGAGUAACAACCAGGACCUUCUGUGGCACUCCAGACUACAUUGCACCAGAGAUUAUUGCUUACCAGCCCUAUGGGAAGUCUGUGGAUUGGUGGGCAUAUGGAGUGCUGCUCUACGAGAUGUUGGCUGGCCAGCCUCCAUUUGAUGGAGAAGAUGAAGAUGAGCUUUUCCAGUCCAUAAUGGAGCAUAAUGUUUCCUAUCCAAAGUCGCUGUCCAAAGAAGCCGUCUCCAUCUGCAAGGGGCUAAUGACUAAACACCCGGCAAAACGCCUUGGCUGUGGCCUUGAAGGUGAAAGAGACAUCAGGGAACAUGCUUUCUUCAGAAGGAUCGACUGGGAAAAACUGGAAAACAGAGAGAUUCAGCCACCUUUCAAACCUAAAGUGUGUGGCAAAGGUGCCGAAAACUUCGACAAGUUCUUCACCCGAGGACAGCCGGUGUUAACGCCUCCGGAUCAGCUGGUCAUUGCUAACAUAGACCAAACAGAUUUCGAAGGGUUCUCUUACGUCAACCCCCAGUUCAUACACCCCCUUUUACAAAAUGUAGCGUGAAGCAGCAGAACGGGAACAGAUCCCGCAGCAGGGAAUGAUCUUUAACCCUACAAUGUUUAGGCUUUUGCCUUGUUUGAUUCCAUUCGGGCCUGGAAAUUGUAGGGUUAGAAAGUGUAAGAUGGGGGGGGAAAGGCCACUAAUUCAGGUUUUUGGCUUUGCAAUAGCGGUGUUGUCUUAAUGGGAGAUAAAUCAGUGCACGGUGCCCACUUACCCUUCUAGAAGGUGCCACUGACUUGGCAAAACUUACCCAGUUUUUGGUACGUUUGAUCUUUUUGUAACUUCCUGCUGUCCUUUUGCUCCCUUUUCCACUCUGCUGUGUUAGAAUUCAUCUAACACGUGCUCUGAAAGAAUAAAACCACCUCGAAUAUUGAGUCCUUCUGUAGAGAUGCUGGGAGACGAACGCACUGAUUCCCGAGGGACCGCUCCUCCCGGUGACUUCAGGGAGGUGGGCAGCACAAGAGGCUGGAAUGGAGGCAUCACUGAGAGGGAGAGGCAUUGCAAAGGAAAUGUUGAAAGCAGUUGUUAUGAAAAUAGAACAAAACCAAUUUGGGUGAGGGUGGGAGGGGGGGAUAAAAUCAAAUUAGACCUUUGUGGCUAUGAUCCUAUAAGCAACUCCAAGUUUAAACGCACUUCAGCGGUGGCCAGAUCUCUAGGAUCUUUGCUAAGUAGCAUGUGAUAAACUCAAGGGUGAAUUUUUGUCUUUAAUAAUAAUAAUAAUAGUAAUAAUUUUAAUAAUAUUUCUGUGAAUUUUAAUCUCCAUGAGAUUAUUCUGUGAUCCAGGGUGCCAUUGUUUGUUCAGUUAAGUUAAUUUACUCCUCAAGUUUACUGCUAACCGGUUCUAAUACCAGUAUUUUACUAUGGGAUUUGUUAACCUGGAAUGUAAAAGAAAACUUGUUUAUUUACUUAUUUACUUGUGUUUAUUUAUAGUCUGCAGUAUAGGGCAGUAAAUGGAAGAAAGCGUUACAUAUCCUAAAUUCACAACACAUAGAGCCCCAAGUGACUUCCUGAUUCCUUCAGAAUAACUCAUGAAAAUUAAGUGAGACAUAAAAAUAAUCAGUUUUAAUUCAGGAAACUUUGGGCUGUCGAGUAAUAAAGCCUGAAAAAAGAAGCACCUAAAACUUGUUUUAUUGAUAGAAUGGAAUUUAAUACAUUUUACAUACGCUUCAUGCAAUGAAUUUUGCAUGUUUAGUAAUAACUCUUAAUAAUAAGGGUUAAUAAUAAGCAGAUCUAUAAUAUCAACAUAAUCUUAUCCAGCAUAGAGUAUUAUAAAGAUUUUAUAAAACAAAUUGUGCUUUAUUUGUGAACCUUCUUGUUCUGAAUGACAUCAUUUAGAUUUAGCUAAAUGUUUUAUUGCUGUCGUUUUGAUUUUUACUUUAGGGUUUGGAUAUUCUUAAUGGCUUAGGGAAUAAUCUCUUUUUUUAAAAGUAGAAAUACUUUUAAACUCUAAUGGCUACCUGCAGGUUUUAUACAAGGUUCAAUUAGGCUUUCGUUUUACGUCUGCUUAUCACUUACAGGGAAGGAAAUCGACUUUAUUUGCAAUGAUGAACACUGUAAUUAAUGCAAUCUUCUCCUCUCCUAUCACUUAGAUGAAAAAUUUUGAUAGAUCUUCUUACAACUCACCAGAAGAUAUUAACUCAGAUAUCAGUGAAUACUUUUUGUGCAUAUUUGGGUUUUGUUACAGCAUGUAAAAUAGUAGUCAGUGCAUUUUCCUUCUUUUUUUCUCCCUUCUGCCUUGUUCCUGUUAGCAGCCAUAGGCACUUUUUGUCUGUCAGAUGUGCAUGCCGAUGCCGGAAGCAUGAUGUCUCUGUUGCUGCAUGCAGACUGAUUACAGUUUUUCCAGCAUGUAAACAUAUUCAAAAAGUAAGAUAUUUGCCAUAAAAGACUUAAAUUUAUACUAGAAGAUGUAACUGGGGAGGGGGUGGGAGGGGAAUCUACUUUCUAAUCAUCUUUUAUGACAAUAAAACAUGGAACCUGUGCCAAAGAUUCUGUUAGAGCGAUCCAAUCCUGCAAACUGGUAUCCAGGUGGAUGGGUUUGACUAACGGGGGUGACCCGUGGUGGAGUGGGACAGUUUGUGUGCGAAACACACCUGGAUUUGAGUGGUCACUGCUGUGUUUCUGCUCCUGGGGCACGCUCGGAAGCUGUAUUCUUGGUGCCUAGGACACAUGAUUCACAACACUCCAGGGGUCUCACUUCUGCCUGGUGAUAAUCCUUUUGCAGCCCCAACUUGAAGCAAAGAGCAUCACCCUGGGUAAGAGCGAACAGCAGGCUUUAAUGGGUGAACCGAACCAUUCCAAGGCAUGGGAAAACACACAGCUAAUGAGGGGCAUUGACCAACGAGCAAGAACUCGGGUUGUUGCCUAAAUAAACAGAACUCACCAUUUUUAAAACA